This is a messenger RNA of Seminavis robusta, 720 nucleotides long. Lineage: Eukaryota; Bacillariophyta; Bacillariophyceae; Naviculales; Naviculaceae. The record is from the annotation of a GenBank genome assembly.
AUGAGCUCAGAAGAGAGUAAAGAAGUAACAGUAGAAAAGAAAGAAGAAGAAGAAGCCACUACUAGUAGUAGUAGUAGUAACAAGAAAGCCAAGAUGAGUGUCCCUGAAGCCGCCGACAAAGAUUGGCCCGAAGCGUGGAUGUUGCCUACAGAAGUGUCGGAUCAGUGUGCGACCAACAAGCAGUCUCCCAAUGUGCCGGUUGAUGUGGCUGCGUUGCGCAAGCUCGGCAUUAGCUACUGGAAAAUGGACGCCGAGAAGUUUAGCUAUCCCGUCAAGGAGGUGCCCUGGGAUCCCAAGGACGCACAGGACCCCAAGCUAAAGGCGCUCAGGGACGACCGUGGAUACUCUUACGCCGAUAUCAUCACGGUUCAUCCCGAUCACUUGCCUGGAUUCGAUGACAAAAUCAAGGCGUUCUUUGAAGAACACAUUCACGACGCCGAGGAAAUUCGCUACAUUUUGGGAGGAAGUGGAUACUUUGAUGUCCGCAAUACACAAGACGAAUGGAUCCGUAUUCACGUCAAAAAGGGAGAUCUCAUGACUCUUCCAGAGGGAAUCUACCAUCGUUUCACCUGCGAUUGCGAAAAACUCUGUCAUGCCAUGAGGCUCUUCAAGGGACAGCCCGUUUGGACUCCGUUCAAUCGUCCCGAGUGUGAUGAACACCCUUCUCGCAAAAAGUACGUUACCGAUUUCAUGGCGACUGCCGAAGAAAAGAAAGAGUAA